GAGGCGGCUGGGGCUGGGGCUCCCGUCAGCGGCCGGGAGGGGCCCUGACAUGGCGGCGGCGCGGCCCCGCCUCCGCGCUGGGCGGGAAACCGCGCCCGGGCCGGCCAUGGAGGCGGCGGGCGACGAGCAGCGGGUGCUGCUCGAACAGAGGCUGCGGGCUGCGGUGCACUACACGGCCGGCUGCCUGUGCCAGGACGUCGCCGAGGACAAGGGCAUGCGGUUCAGCAAGCAGGCCAUCGCCGCCAUCGCCGAGAUCACCUUCAGGCAGUGUGAAAACUUUGCAAGAGACCUCGAAAUGUUUGCCAGGCAUGCAAAACGAAGCACAGUCACUACAGAAGAUGUGAAGCUUUUGGCUAGAAGGAGCAAUUCUUUGCUAAAGUACAUCACACAGAAGAGUGAAGAACUCACAUCAAAUACCAUGGAACAAAAGGAGAAGAAGAAAAAGAAAUCCAGUGCAGCUAAGGGAGGGAGAAAUUCGGAGGAACAUGAAGCACCAGUGUCUGAAAGUGAAGACUCCAGCAUGGCAUGAUUUACCUUUCAAGUAACUUCUCUGGUCGUUUUCUCUUACUAUCCUAGAAGACCAAAGUUAGCAUACCAGGGAUUGCCCUUGCAGGUUAGCAACAGUAACAAGUCUUUACCUUUUUAGGUGAACAUGAUUAGUUGUAUUUUUUGUUCCAAAACUGAAAAGGCUGUCAGAAUUCAGCAAUGUAUACAGCCAAAAUGCCUUAAUUACUCAUUAAACAUUAUCUUACUGUUAUUUAAAAGAAAAUCCUUUACUGAAAGGGUUUAAAGGAAAGCAUUCCCACUGAGCAUAAGGCCUCAGUAUGUGCAACUCCCUCCAUGCAAAAACUUAGUUUUUCUACUAAUUGAUCUCUUUCUCAUUUCCAUUUCUUUUUUUUUUUUUUUUUUAAGGUAUUAUAUUUUCUUUUUAUUAGCCAUAUUACUUGUUCUCUUGACAAUUAAAGCAUAUUUUGUGUAAUUUUUCUACUGUGAUAUUGUUGUUAUGCAAUAAUCACUUUCAAUUGGUUGCAUGACACUUCUGAAUUUUAUGGAAUAUGCCCCCCCCCCCAGUGGUGUUCAGAAAUAUAUCACCAUUGCCCUCUGCUGGCCUGGUACAGACUUACCAAAUGUUAGUUCUGUAGAAGCAGAUUUUAAGAAUCAUAGAAUCAUUAAGGUAGGAAAAGACCUCAAAGAUCAUUUAGUCCAGCCUUAAGACAUAAGGUACUAGAUAUAGUGAAAUGAAAGGAGGAGAAGGCUGCUUAAAAAACUGUGGUAUGAGAAAGUUUAUAGAGCAGGAGGAUGCUUGCCCAGGGUAGUCUAAAAUGUGCAGUAAGAGACAAAAAGACUUGAUUGCUGGUUUUCCCUUGCUCUUGACCCAUCAGACAAAUACUUCUUUGAUGCCAGUUGUUCUGUCCUGAAGGAGGCAGCUUAGGGAAAUUUCCCAAAAACAUGUUUGAAAUUAUCAGGUUUUCAUUUCAGUAAUUCUCUUCUCAGCCCUUAAAUACUACACCAUGAUUACAGGAUAACUCUAAUUGCCCUGAAAAACUUCUAGGUAUAGCUUUGCUUCUUGUUUAAAAUCAUUCUCUCUUGAAAGAACAGUACUAUUUCUGGACUAGGGUCAUUCAUUUGUACCUGGCACAUGGGAGAAAAGUAAUAUUCUGGGCUCCUUACAUGUGCUGCCUUUUAUUCUUGCUCUGUGUUUGAGCUAUCAAACAGUGGUGGAUGGGGAGAAAAAACAGGCUUUUUGUAGGCUGUAACUAUUCGGUAUUGAUCAAAUAAAACCAAGCAUUGCAGUGCAGGAAAAAAAAAAAAAAAGAGGCACGAAUCUCUCCCUCUGGAUCUAUACGGGACGUUUUUCACAAUCACACUUCUAAACACCCUCCUGUUUCCUUGUCCCAAACUGCUCCAGUUCCAGGGAUGAGAUGGGCUUUUAGAAAACUUACUCUACUUUAGAAAACUUUUCUACUGAUUUAUUUAGAAAACUUAUUCUACUGACUAAAAGAGUAAUAACCCAGGACAAAAACCCAGUAUUGUUUUUUGCUCUUACCCACUUCUCACUGAAGGAGAGACAGUUCUGUAGUCCUUGUCUGAAAUCUGUCACUUCCUGUCUGAACACAUACACAUAUUUCACUGCAGAAUGCAGAAGAUGCUGGCUGAAAGCUAGAGAUGGUUUACUGAAAAGUCUUGUGUUUGUUUGCUGUGGAAACAUUAGAUCUGGCAGAGGUUAUUUUGUUAUCACUGACAGGAAAUUCUAGCUCUGAGCUGACUUUUGGAAUGUAAUGAUCUAAAGAUCUAUAAUAAAAUCUACCCUAAAAAAAAA
Molecule: messenger RNA, 2320 nt
Organism: Anas platyrhynchos (mallard)
Lineage: Eukaryota; Metazoa; Chordata; Aves; Anseriformes; Anatidae
Gene: CENPS
Product: centromere protein S
Biological process (GO): resolution of meiotic recombination intermediates; replication fork processing
Cellular component (GO): FANCM-MHF complex
Molecular function (GO): chromatin binding; protein heterodimerization activity
Source: RefSeq, a predicted model, not a curated record